Messenger RNA from Cladocopium goreaui, 3169 nucleotides. The record is from the annotation of a GenBank genome assembly. NCBI's taxonomy places the organism in Eukaryota, Dinophyceae, Suessiales, Symbiodiniaceae.
AUGCCGGAUGAGUCCCAUGCAGCUGCCAAAGAGCGCUUGGGACAGCUGCUGGGCGUGCAGGAAGAAGCUCUGGAACAGGCGCCCGACUUCCUCGAUGAGCACAAGCUCCUUACAGCACAUGUUGGCACCUAUGGACCGGAGCCUGGAAGCGACCGAGCUCAAGGGAAAGCUCCCAAGGCAUCCACCUCUGGAAGUUCCGGACGCUCCGGCAGCUCCGGAGUUCCGGUGGCGCUGACCACGUGUGGCUAUGGUGGUCCUCAUCUUAGCCGUCGCGAUCCCAAAGAUGCUUUAAGGUGCGACAGAGUGAUGCAGAUCCGACAAGUUGUGCCCCACCUCGUAAGAGGAGCCAGUUUCCAGUGGCGUUUCCUACCGGUUGAAGGGCUCAGACGCCGUAGCUUCUCUUCUGCGAGCAAGGUGGUGGCUUCAGCACAGGAAGCGCUGAAAGACGUGCACGAUGGUGCCACGCUUUGUAUCGGUGGCUUCGGUCUUUGUGGCAUCCCUGAGAAUUUGAUUGAAGCGCUGCAACAGAAGGGGACGAAAGACCUUACUGCAGUGUCAAACAACGCCGGAGUCGACAAUUUUGGCUUGGGCCUUUUGCUCCAGUCGAGGCAGAUCAAGCGCAUGAUCUCCUCGUAUGUUGGCGAGAACAAGCUCUUUGAGGAGCAGUAUCUCACAGGCCAACUGGAAGUGGAACUGACCCCACAGGGCACCUUGGCUGAAAGGCUGCGAGCAGGCGGUGCGGGCAUUCCAGCAUUCUACACGCGGACCGCCUAUGGUACUGCUGUCCAUGAAGGGCAGAAUGUGAUUAAAUACGGCCCCGGCGGUGCAAAGGCGGGAGACGUGGCCAUCAUGAGUCAGCCAAGGGAGUCGCGGGAUUUCGAUGGCAAAGGCUACAUCAUGGAGAAGGCCAUUGUCGGAGACUUUUCCAUCGUCAAAGCGUGGAAGGCCGAUGAGCGCGGAAACCUCGUAUGGCGAGGGACCUCCAGGAAUUUCAAUCCAGACUGCGCCAGAGCUGGAAAGGUUUGCAUCGCAGAGGUCGAAGAGAUCGUCCCCGUGGGUUCCUUGAGUCCGGAGGAGAUCCACCUUCCUGGGAUCUACGUGCACAGAGUGGUGCAGGGCAAGGGCUACGAGAAGAGAAUAGAGAAGCGAACUGUCUCCACAGGCGGCGACAUCAAGGUGGACAAGCGACGGGAACUCAUUGUGAGGCGGGCAGCAAAGGAUCUGAAGAACGGCAUGUAUGUGAACUUGGGCAUUGGCAUGCCGACGCUUGUUAGCAACUAUUUGGAGCCUGGUGUCAGGAUUGAAUUGCAGAGUGAGAACGGGCUGCUGGGUAUUGGCCCUUACCCACCAGAGAGUGAGGUGGAUCCGGACCUCAUCAAUGCCGGGAAGGCGCGACGAAUCAAUGGCGUGACGCCUCUGGCGCGUUAUGCAGCAAACUUGGAGGCUGAGUCACAGAUGGCAUCGUCCAUGCCUUUCCCAAUGUACACCGUAGCCCUGGAAGACGCUCUGAAGAUGACUGCUGUGGAGCCACAUGAAAUGCUGAAGGAAAAGGCUUUGCUGGUUGAGUUCGAGAAGACCUUAGGGAAGGCAGUGUUCCUGUCACACCAGUGGGCCGGCAAGAAUCAUCCAGAUCCUACUUUCGCGCAAUUCAGUGUGUUCCAGGAUGCCAUGAGGAAUAUUUUAUCGGAUCAUUUUCACCACAUACAGUUGGAUGUUGCCACUGAGACUGUAGUUCCAGAAGCCAAGCCCCUAUCGACACAAGAAUUCCGAUUGGCAAAGCUAUUUAUUUGGUACGAUUACUUUUCAUGCCCACAGCUGGAGCACUCACACGGCCCAGAGAGCAACCUUGCGAAAGCGAUCGCAAGCAUCCACGGGUAUGUGACCCGGUGUUCUUUCUUUUUUGCACUUUGCCCGUUCCUCGAGGACUCUGUCACAGUGCUCAGUCCGGCUAGCUGGGGGGCAAGGGGCUGGUGCCGAUUAGAAAGGACCAUGCGGGAGCUUUCCGAGGGCUCUUGGAUUUUGAUCAAAAGCGCAGAACGUCUUGAGCUGGUUGUGGGAUCUCGAGCCUUGAACUUCCCAACAGGCAAGGGAGAGUUUGCCGUGGCCACUGACAAAGUGAAACUUGGCCCAAUCCUCGAGGCUGCCCUCAAGGGUAAAAUGCGGCAAGCUCUGAGAAAAUCUGAUUUGGUAACAUACCGAGUAGUGCGAAACCUGCAGAGUGUUUAUUUGAAAGGCCUUCCUGCUCAGUUGGAGCUAGAUCUGGUGCCCGGGUUCAUUUCCAGUGCUGACCAUACAGCUUCAAUCGUGGAGCACUUUCUGUACCAAAACGGCUUCCGGAGCAUCCAUGAAGUUGACAUUGCUGGUUUCAUGCCUCUCCACUAUGCUGCUUUGGGAGGAGAAGCACAGUUGAUCAAAGCCAUGUUGGAAGAACGUGCAGAUCCCACAAGCACCACACGCAAAGGACAGCCCAUGCUCGGAACGCCGCGGGUGUCAGCGCUUGGGCUGGCACUGGGGUGUGGGCACAAUGAUGUUGCCCGGCUGCUGAUCGAGGCGAAGGCGCAAGUUCAGGAGCAUGGUACGCUAGCACCUGCUUUGCUGAUGGCUGUUCCAAACAACGUUGAAGGAAUGCGUCUUCUUACAGAAGCCCGCUGCGAUCCCACAAGGGAGAAGCAUUUCUUUGGUUUUUCAGCAGCUUCCAAUGCAUGUUUUACAAGCUCGCUGGCAGCUUUCGAUGAACUCUUGUGCCGGGGUAUCCACCUCUCAACGCUCCUCCACUUUUCUGCGAUAUCCAGGGAAGGAGGUGCCCAAAUCACCCGCCGGCUCAUUGAGCUAAGGGCCGACAUAGAUGAGCAAUGGCAGGUUCAAUGGCUAACACCUUUGGGAGGUUUAAUCGCCUUCCUAUCUCUUCGCUAUGUAUGUGGAAGAGACACUGCUGCGACACGACAGUUCUAUACAUUGCCUGGUUCAACGCCACUGAUGUUAGCCCUUCUGUCAGGGAACUACGAGACAGCCACGAUUCUCCUUCGUGAAGGAGCUCGGCUGGAUCUUCGCAACGACAGGCAGGUGACAGCAGCAGAUUUGGCACAGGGUGCCCCGGAGUUUCUCCAAGAGAUUCUGAGAGGCGACUCUGUGUAUUGUCGAGUGUGACUGCUGUUUGUCUAAAAGUCGG